CGACUCCGUCCCAAUCGAAUCGACCGCGAGCGGCUUCACCGAGCCGAACCAAAGCAUCACCGAGCCACCAAUGGCGACGAGGCCGGGCGGCGAGACCGCGCAGCCCCCGCCGAAGCGCCCCCGCCACCACGGCGACCACGCCGGGCCUGAGCCGGCGCGCGUGCAGCUCAACCCGGCAGACUGCAACCUCGACUUCGACGUCGGCGCCGGCGGGCUGCGGGGGGAGGCGCUGCACGGGGGCGGGUUCGCCUACUGCUGGUCGGGCGCGCGCGCGACGGCCGGGGUCCGGCGCGGCGGGCGGUACUGCUUCGGGUGCAGGGUGGUGGCGGAGCAGGCCGUGGAGAUGGACGACACGGAGGCCGGCCAGCGGCACCUCUGCCGCGUCGGCGUCUCCAGGGGGGACUACCCCGUGGGCGACCUCGGGGAGGCCGGCGGCCACAGCUUCGGGUUCGGGGGCACGAGGAAGCUCUCCCACCAGGGCAGGUUCUUCGAUUACGGCGCAAGGUUCGGGGUCGGGGACACCAUCGUCUGCGCCGUGGACCUCGAUACCAAGUCCAUGGCCUCGAUUGGGUUCGCCAAGAACGGGGAAUGGCUUGGCAUUGCCAAGUAUUUUGAUGCCAGCCACAAGGGGCUUGGUCUGGUUGAUGCUCCUGUGAGGCCGAUGCAGUGGGAGUCGGCAAUCUUUCCGCAUGUGCUGCUGAAGAAUGUCGUCGUCGAGAUGCAGUUUAGCAGGGAGGACGGGCUGGAGCCGAUCGAUGGCUACAAGCCCUGGACCUCGGCUUUCGCAGAUGGCAAUGCGGUGUUUGGGCCUGUGUUUGAUGAACAGAAGGAAUGUGAGGUUAUGAUGAUGGUUGGCCUCCCGGCUUCGGGGAAAUCUACUUGGGCAGAGAAGCAGGUCAGGGAACAUCCGGAGAAACGCUUCGUCCUUCUUGGGACUAACCUUGCAUUGGACCAAAUGAAGGUGCCAGGAUUGCUUCGUAAGAACAACUAUGGUGAGCACUUUGACCGUUUGAUGGAUCAUGCCACCCAGAUUUUCAACACAUUGCUGGACAGGGCCGCAAAGAUCCCCCGCAAUUACAUUCUCGACCAAACAAAUGUGUACAAAAGCGCCCGUAUUCGCAAGCUGAGGCCAUUUGCAAACUACUAUAAAAUUGCUGUGGUUGUUUUCCCAUCGCCAAAUGAACUCAAUUCCCGGGCAGCAAAGCGAUCCAAGGAGAUGGGGAAGGAUGUACCAGCUGAAGCAGUUGAUCAGAUGACAGCCAAUUUUGUCUUGCCACUGUCGAAGGACAUGCCUGGUUCAAAGGAGCCUUUCGAUGAGGUGAUUUUUGUGGAGCUUUCCAGGGAUGAUGCCCAGAUAAACCUAGACGAGAUGAAACGUUUGCUGCCAAGAGCCUCAGCUCCCAGCCAUGGCAAUGUUAGCUCAGCAUAUACCAGGACUGUUUCUGCGGCAGGACCAUCUCUGUCGUCAGGCGUUGAACCACCAAUGAACUACUCAGCAGUAGGCGAGAAAAGGAUGACGCGGCUGCCGCAGGAAGAGAUCGAUUGGACCCUUGCCCAUGUGGUGGAUGGUCCUGUCCCUUACUACUACGAGUCCCUGAAGCGCGAAAACCCCAGCUUGCUGCCUUCACCCGAGGAGCAGAUGGACAGCUCCAAGGUUGAUCUCUAUAAUGGUGCCCGCGCACUCUACGGCGUUCGGGAGAGAUUCGCCAAGUACCAGGCAUUUGUCCGCGCUGAGUAUGAGAAGCGCGGCUACGUCGAGGUCGACGACGACUUCCUGGAGCGCAGGGCGCGCCGCCGGGCGUAUAGUGAUGUCCUAUGCGCAAAGGCAAAGGAAUAUGUCACCCAGUUGGUCCACACUGGCGAACUUUUGGUUGCACCCCGCAACCACCAUGUAUAAAUCGAGUUGGAUGGCACAUCAUGCAUGCACAUCUUUGUUUAUCUGUCUAUGCACACAUCUGUCGUUUGUGUUGAUGUGCAGAUGAAGCCAUGCUAGCUCUUGAUGGACACCUUGAAUCAAUAAUAUUCCCUCGGUCUUAAAAUAAAUGACUCAACUUUGCAUUAACUUUAGUACAAAGUUAAGUCACUUAUUUUGGGACGGAGGGAGUACUAGGUAGUUACUAGUAUACUAAUCCUUCCAGUUAUCACCCUCAGUCUGCUACUCACUCUGUAAACAUAAAUAUGUGUGUUUUUCUGUUGGAAAGUUUUCUUCUUUGUGCUGA
Molecule: messenger RNA, 2219 nt
Organism: Hordeum vulgare subsp. vulgare (domesticated barley)
Lineage: Eukaryota; Viridiplantae; Streptophyta; Magnoliopsida; Poales; Poaceae
Product: heterogeneous nuclear ribonucleoprotein U-like protein 1
Exons: 7
Coding region: 71-1897 (608 amino acids)
Molecular function (GO): protein binding
Source: RefSeq, a predicted model, not a curated record